Corylus avellana is the source of this 1738-nucleotide messenger RNA. RefSeq names its product protein SHI RELATED SEQUENCE 1. The record is from RefSeq and is a predicted model, not a curated record. Gene Ontology annotation, molecular function: DNA binding; DNA-binding transcription factor activity. NCBI's taxonomy places the organism in Eukaryota, Viridiplantae, Streptophyta, Magnoliopsida, Fagales, Betulaceae. Gene Ontology annotation, cellular component: nucleus. Gene Ontology annotation, biological process: positive regulation of DNA-templated transcription.
UCUCUCUCUCACUCACACUCUCUCUGUGUCUCUCACAAAGGCACAGCCAGCCAAAACCCCAAACCCAGUCGAGAGAGAGAGAAAAAGAGUCAGAGAGAGUUUGAGUUGGUUGUCAUAAAUUUAAAGAGGUUGAGUGAGAAGUGGCGCAGAGUGUGGCAUGGCGGCGUUGCAGAGCUCUAAUUCCGUGUCAUUAUUGCUUCGAACAAAGGAAGAGAAUUGAAGCAAAGCGAAACCCUCUUGUUUUCUAUGUCUUUAAACCUAAGAAAAACCCAAAAUUUGGCCCCAAAAAGCUGCAAAAACCCAAGAACGAAGAUCGAGAAGUGUGAGAAACAAAAACCAGGUCAAAACAGAAACUCACAGGCUCACAGUAUCAUAAAAACCCACACCAACUGUUCGCACCCACGCACGAAAGAGCCCAAAAAAAAUCACAACCACUGGUCUUGUACAAUUUGGUGGCUACUUGUUAUUGAGAAUAGGAGAGUUUUGUUUUGAUAUGGAUUUGUUGUCAAAAUUGAGAGCUAUUGGGUGCAAGAAAUGGCAGGGAUAUUCUAUCUAGGCGGAGGACGGGAAGGGCAGCAAAACAAACAAGAGGAGGAGGUAGAGAAACAGGAAAGUAGCUUGUUUUUGUUCAGAAACGAGGAGAUCUACAGCAAUAGCAAGGGGUUUGAGAUAUGGCCGCAGCAGUACUAUCAUCAGACACAGCACCAGAACUUGAGCAACUACUACUCGUUUGGACUGGGUCCUAGUCGGAGAAACCCCGCGGGCAGCGUCUCCGAUGACUCGUCCAGAUCCGCCGGUUUCACGUUGAUGAGGCAAGGAGGAAUUGGAGGAGGAGGCGGCGGCAUGAAUUGCCAAGACUGUGGAAACCAAGCCAAGAAAGACUGCCCGCAUCUCAGAUGCAGGACUUGUUGCAAGAGUCGAGGGUUUCAGUGCCAAACGCACGUCAAGAGCACUUGGGUCCCUGCAGCAAAAAGGCGCGAACGGCAACAACAGCUCUCAGCUUUACAACAACAACUGCAACAGCAGCAACAGCAAGAUGAUCAACAGCAGCAACAGUUUCGAGGAGAGAAUCCCAAAAGGCAGAGAGAGAAUCAAUCUCUUGCUUGCGCUCGUGUACCCAACACCACCACGUCAGGGUUGGAACUGGGACAAUUUCCAGCUGAAGUGAGCUCGCCGGCGGUCUUUCACUGCGUAAGAUUAAGCGCAAUGGACGAUCCGGAUGAGCAGUACGCGUAUCAAACGGCUGUAAACAUUAAAGGACAUGUUUUCAAGGGAAUUCUGUAUGAUCAAGGCCCCGAAGGUCGUUACACCACAGGCGGCGAGAGCUCGUCGGGCGGAGGAGGAGGAGACGGAACUCAACCGCUCAAUCUCAUUACAGCUGCAACAACCAGCACCACGGCGGCAACCACUAGUAACCCAUCUGUCACGUUGCUUGACCCUUCACUAUAUCCAGCUCCAUUCAAUGCUUUCAUGGCUGGUACGCAAUUCUUCCCACCCCCAAGAUCGUAGAAACCUCGUUAAGAUUGUUUGCUUUUAGCAAAUCUUGAAAUUUGUCACCAUCUCUAGAAUAUUAAUGCUAGCUCUCCCUCUCUCUCUCUCUCUCGUUAAGGUUUUCAACUACUACUUUGUAACCCCCUCCCCACUGAAGUAAGGCGCAUAGGAUUUAGAAACGAGGAUGUUUGAUCAUUUUGUUCGAAUUUCAAUUCAGAUUUUCAUGGUUAAUUAUUCUGAUCUUAUC